UUCGUUUAGGUAGCCAUGGCUGCUCAGUGUCGAAGUUUCUUCGAUGAUGUCAAAAAAGAAUUAGAAUGUUGUGUAUGCCAAGAACAGUUUGAUGCAGUCAACGAGCCGAAAAUACUCAAAUGUCUCCACACCUUCUGUAAAUCUUGUCUACAACGUUGGUUACGACAACAAGGUGGAAGCCGUUUAAGUUGUCCGACAUGUCGACAGAUCACCGAAUGUCCAAACAACAACAUCAACAGCCUUCCAUCCAAUCUAUUUUACAAGCAGAUGGUGGGAAUUGUCGAGGCCUAUCGCGGAAAGGGGCGAGAAGACUCACCGCAUUGCGGAAACUGCGAACAACGAAGGUCGCUGAAGUUUUAUUGCUCGGAUUGCAAUUGCUUCCUUUGUGAAGAAUGCUCCAUGGCUCAUAAAAAACUAAAGGUGCUUAAUGGCCAUCACGUCAAAGAAAUUGGAAAUUUUGUGUCUAGUGACGCACAAGAUUACGCUCGGAAACUCAACGUUUGUAAAGAACACAAAGAUCAAGUUAGAUUUUACUGCGAACAAUGUGUAACAUGCAUUUGUCGUGACUGCGCCAUAUUGGAACACCGAGAUCACAACUUUGUGUCCAUUGACAAAGGAUUGGAAAGGAAGAAAUCAGAGAUCGAGACCAAAAUGGAAAACGUUUUGGCAAAUGGUUCUAGACUACGAGACGAAAAAGAAUUCCUAGAAGCACAAAGGAUCAGAAUGAACAAAAGCAUCGAAAAGGCGAAAGAAGAAGUGCAUCGAAUCGCCGAACGCAACAUGGCGUUAAUUCGACAACACGAAUCAAGCGUGACGGAACAACUCAUCAGGCAGAAAGAUGUUUUCGAAACUGAAUUUUCAAACACUGUAUUCCGAAUGGACGAGAAACUAGCAGAAAUAGAGAGCGGCUUGGAAUUUUGCAACGACAUACUUCAACGAAAUAAUCUGCCGGAGAUUUUAAACGUGGAAGAAAUACUUGAGCAACGAUUUCAGGAACUUUCGAAGCCUUCUGAUGCAAAUGUGAAACCAAAUUGCUACGAAGUCAAGUAUGUUCCGAAUCAAUUGUUCUGCUUGGAAGAAUCAACAGGCAAACUGUUGACAAGCAAAACUGUACCUUCGUCAUCAGAGGUAGAGGGUACGGGACUCACCGAGGGAACUCAAGGCGAAGAUUGUGUUUUUACAAUCAUCACAAAAGACUCGCAUGGUAAUAAAACUUACAGUGAAAUAGAUAAAGUCAUUGUUGACAUUAAAUCAGUGCAGACUGGAGCAGCCCUACAGGCUAAAAUAACAGACUCAAACAAUGGCUGCUACACAGUAUCAUACAAUCCUCAAACCGCUGGAGAUUUCAACGUGACUGUACAUGUUGCAGAUGAACCUAUCAAAGGAAGUCCAUUCCAGUUGAAAGUGAAAGAAAAAAUACGUAAAUCGGAAGAUUACCAGCCAUUUGGCCUAGUUGAGGAGGGAAAAGCCUGUCAUGUCUGCUUUUAUAAUGCAGUCCCAGUUUUCCAGUUACAGUGUGGACAUUACAUGUGUUGCAAGGGAUGUAAAGAGAAGCUACUCUUUGAAUGUGACAUCUUCUGCUACAUUUGCAGACAGAAAGUUCUAUUCCUUGGAAAUCAACCGACUGGACAUAUGACUUGUAGGAAAGACUCAGGACCCUCUCUCCCGGGGUACGAAACCUUUGAAACUAUAGUACUUGGUUUUAACUUCGACAGAGGAAUUCAAGGUGAAGAGCACCCAAAUUCUGGGGUUCCUUAUUUGGGUUUAUUCUGCUCAGCCUAUCUACCUGGAAACAAAGAGGGGCAAAAACUGUGUCAACUGCUGAAGAAAGCGUUUGAUGCACGCUUGUUAUUUACCAUCGGAACAGACAACACCAUCGUCUUUAACGACAUUGAACUGAAAACAAGUCGAAGUGGUGGCCCAGCAAAGUGCGGUUAUCCCGACGCAGGUUAUCUUGAUCGACUGAAGAACCAGCUGGCAUUAAAGGGUGUAAAAUAGUGCAAGCCAUUGAACCAAACAGACCACUUCACGAAAAACCUCAUGAGAUCGGAGAGGCUAAUUUGAAUUGAAAGGAGAAUGGUUCAAUGGGAGAAUUUCAAAUUAAACAGAUUGCCACUCGCGGACUUUGAAUACGAUCAAGGUUUAGUAAUUCAGACGCGUCGACUGUAACGUGUUUCUUUUUAAUGAUCUCAUAAAAUCAAAUGACUCUUGCGAUAUCUCUCAUUCUAUAAGCUAAAUAGCGGUUCUAAAAUAAUUCAACGAAAAUUUGGCAUUUUACUGGAGCAAGUAUGACUUGUUACACAGAUAAAUAGAAACAGCUGCACUUUUGAAACACUAAAAUGUGCCUAAAUAUCUCAAGUAUGCAAAAACUACGACUAGAGAACAUGAUCUUUUUAUUAAGAUAACAAAUCAUGCAUAGUCAAACCGAGAUUCAAAAAUUGAAGCUUAAAUAAUAUUUUAACGUUAAUUUGACAUAAAUCGGCCUUGCAUGCGAUGUAAUGCACUCUUUGCACUCAUCAUAAAUUUCAAUCUAGCUAUGAUCAGAGUGACUCGUAACAGUUAACCGUACUGAUACUUUGAUGACGUUCUGCAACCCACGUCAGGAUUUUAUUUCUAUGUAUCAUCCACAUGAUGUGUCUUAUGGGCGGAUCCAGGAAUUUUUGAUUGGGAGGGUCCAAACUUUGGUUCAGAAAGGACUGUUGGACUCUUUUGAGGCAGAUUACUACUCUCCCACAUCCCCCACACCCCCUUCCCCGAGUCGCGGUUGCAAGUUAUAAUUCCUUGGCCGCUUACCGUUUACUUGGAUUCAUUAAAAAAAUCAGCCCGUUAAAAAAUGAUAUAUGAUCCCGUCGAUGUAAGAAUUUCAGUCUCAAAGUUGUAAGCGUCAGGUCUGAUAGGGGGAGUCCGGACCCCCUGGACCCUCCCCCUGGAUCCGCCACUGUGGACAAUAUAGAAAAUUUAUGCAGACAGAUUGCCAGUGCUAAUUCUCUUAUUCUUACUUACUUUUUCGAUGUAUAAUCUAAUGUAUAGCUAUUCCAAGUGGAGCGCUGAAGUCGAUCCCCUCUGUUUGAUAUCAGUGAAUGCUCAAAGCUCUUUUUACAACUUGUUCUUAAUUGUGUGAUAUGAAAAUAGCAUUUUUACAACGUUUUACGGAUUACCUCAUUGUCAUGUUUUAAAGCUUAAAUUCUGUAAUUGUCUUGAUUGCUUAGAUUUGUCAGAUAUGUUAACCUUUGGAGAGAAGUGUCUAAUAACAGUUGUAACAUUAUCAGUGAUAAAGUAUUCUUUAGAACA
Stylophora pistillata is the source of this 3291-nucleotide messenger RNA. RefSeq names its product E3 ubiquitin-protein ligase TRIM45. The record is from RefSeq and is a predicted model, not a curated record. Gene Ontology annotation, molecular function: zinc ion binding; protein binding. NCBI's taxonomy places the organism in Eukaryota, Metazoa, Cnidaria, Anthozoa, Scleractinia, Pocilloporidae.